This is a messenger RNA of Hydatigera taeniaeformis, 2775 nucleotides long. The record is from the annotation of a GenBank genome assembly. Lineage: Eukaryota; Metazoa; Platyhelminthes; Cestoda; Cyclophyllidea; Taeniidae.
AUGAUUGCGAUAAAGGAAGGGCCUCUCUUCUGGGCUCUUGACAAGGACGCCACCGUGGUGCAAAGGACCUAUGGCGUGCUAUACCCUCAGUUACUACUAAUAUACUCCAACGAGGAUGAGUCCAGUUUCAAAAGGACUAAACCCUUGAAGUUCUUCAAUCUUCAGCAGUGCCUUGCCGUCCAGCCCGCUGAUCAGUACCCGGAUUUCUACGGAAUAAUGUUGAUGAUUGUGCCCGGUGGAGUGAGUCUACUGGGGUGUUCCUCGGAAAUCGAGCGUCGAGAAUGGAUGGAAGUGAUGAACGAGGCAAUGGAUGCAGAUGUGAUUUCGACAGAGCUUCGAGAUUUGAUUGACACAAUUCUGGGAUGUCAAAAAGUCCCACACACGGAUGCCAGCAAGGACGGGGAAGUCGGCAGCAGUGGCGAUAGUUUCAACAACUCCGAUCUACCCACCAUUUCUCCGCAGUUGCCCCACGUAGUCCAGCUGAUAAUGCAGAAGCCGUCGGAAGAGGCGACUACCUUUUCUUGUCCGCCCCUUAGUUUGAUUGAUUCCCCACAGCCUGAUUCGCCCAUUCAAGCUUCACCCAUCAAAGACACCGAUUACUGUUGCAAUGGCUGUUUAAAUGAGGUCGCAGAGAUCCUGUCCGAAGUACAUCCCACCCUAUUCAACAGCAGGAAUGAGGAGCAUCUGCAGCCUAAACAGCAAAUUCAGAAAGUCCAUCAGCUAGAGAAAGGAGUCUCGAACGAUCAUGCCAAGGAUCUACCAAAAAUACGAGCCAAGCCAAUAAGUGAAACGGAGUCCAUGAUUGAUAAUUUCCGAUCCCUAAGUAAAGUACUCAUUUCCCAGGAGGCAGUAACUUCGGUGUUGGGAGAUAACUGUUCGAUUCUGAAAGAAACACUGAAGCUGCUUCGUGACCGAUUGCGUUUGAGAGGGAUUGAAGUGGAGCUUUCAUUUCUCCAAGCUUCCACACCCUCUGACCGCCAACAUUCAAAGGGAGGCUCCUCACUCCAAGAUAUUCCAAAUGCGCUAAAGUCCUGGCGCUCCGCAGACGGCCCGUCCGUGAUUCGACGUCGAGGACAUCAGGUACGUCGACCUGGCCAGACAGCCUCCUUGGUGAUGUCUGAAGACCAAUCUCUGUUGUGUUCGAGUCCUGACACUCUCAGCACAGGGACCAGUUCUACACAGACCCUUGUAGCAUCCACUCCUAUUGACGGUCCCGCCUAUAAUGACAGCCAUUCCGUGGAUGUAGUUUGCUCGCACUGUCUCAAAAUACUCUCGGCUGGCAUCCUAGAAAUCUCCAUGAAUCUCAUAACCUCUGAGACAUCCCCCAGUCCCCAAACAAUGCGACGAGUUUGUGCUCUUGCCUCCUGCCUCCAUUCCUAUCUCUCGGGUCACAUUGCAGCCAUCCGCAAUCGAACAAACCUUCCGGAUGAUGUACUAAUUACUGGACUGGCAAAACUCGCUCUGAAUGACCCAAACGCUCCUCCAAUGGUGCAGGCUUUGGUUGAAAGCGUGGCGGCCGAAGUGUGUGGACAAAUUUUGGACGAGAUAGGGGAUGGGAAGAUGAACGAUACAAACUCAACUCACAUAGUAAAUGGACUGGUAAUGGAUUGGUUCAAUGCCAUUCCUGAGAAGCCGGAUCUAAAGUGGAUGCUUCCUGGCUACAUUGCUACAUGUCUCAUGCUUUAUCGGUUAUCCGAUUCAGGAGUUAACAUAAUCAAGAACUAUGAGAAGCUACUGGAGCCAUCGUUAACAAACGGGAGCUCGCAUGAUAUUCAUAUUCAAGAUGUGCUGGAGGCUCUUUCGAUUACCCUUAAUCGCUCUGUGUGCCAAGAGAAGGAUGGAAACCCGCCUCAAAACGAGUCCUACCUUCAAUUGGGAGUGGAAUUUGAGUCCGUAUUCUUUGAACUGCUGAUGCGGAAGUACGAUAAGCACGCCCUGGAAAUCAUUCUCCCUGAGGCAGUGAGCCCACGGAACGUGAACCCGGAUAGAAAGCAGUCGUCUCUAUCGCCUGACGUAAAUAACGCCCUGAACGAGUUGGAAGGCCUUUCGAACCACCUUCUGAAAAGUCGACGUGCCUUCUACGAGCGCAUUCAAAAUAACGAGGAUGUGAGAGGUUCACUGCAGGCAAACCAAGAAGUCGAAGACUAUGCCAAUGUGAUCUCAGCUCUGCAACGGGAACAUGAGGAGGAGAAACAGCGUCUCCUACAGGAUGUCAAACAGAACUGGUUCCAUCGUGACUAUUACGAUGCAUAUACGGUUGAAUCGGAGCUCCAUCUGAAGAGUCUUCACUCUCAACUAAAUCGGCUUUGUGCUGCCACCAUGUCAAGCAAGGACCAUGCAAAGGACUUGGAAUCUGCAGCUGCCAAACUAGCCAAAGCUCAGAAAUUAAUUCGUGACAGCCACGUGGUACUGCUACACCAAGUUGAGAACGCCAUAAAUGUCUUCUCCAAGUUUGUCAACAGUGCGGUGGAUCGUCAAGAGGGUCUAGAAGAUAAUGACUUCAACGAUUUGUCAGCGCGGGUUCCUGAUGCUCUUGCGGGUCUCGCCGCAGCCGUUAAUGACCUUCGAGCACGACUCUAUUGUGAUGUGGACGACGACGACGAUCUUAUUGACGUCGAUGCUGAUGGAGAAGAAGACGAUGAAGUGAAAGACUUUCCGGGGAACUUUGAAACGUCGGAUGGAAGAGUCCGGAAGCUGGGCCCCUCCCCGCUAGGCUUUACAAUCAACUUGCAGGAUUCAGAGGAUCCUGAUGAAAUCAGCGAGAGUGAGAUAUGA